AAACUUACUCUCAUUUAAUGUGCAACUGGCGCGCAGCAAGCUGCUCUCGUUCUUCAACCGCGACAUGGCCGCCACCGAUGGCCAAAUCAUAUUGGCCGCCUCCCGCUUCGGCGAUGCCACGCCCGUCUACCUGCGCGACUUCUCCAAGCAGCCGCUGCCGGCGGUGGCCAAGAUCCUCAAGGGGCAGCACCAGGCGCUCGGUGUGCCCACCCUUUCGGCGCCGUCGCUCCAGAGCACCGCUCUGUUCCUGAGCGCCGGCAAAAAGUACCAGAUCCUGGCGCAGCCCAUCAAGAUCAAGGAGGGACGCAAGCCUACGAAUGUGGGUGCUAAGGUCCUCAUCCCGGAGACCUAUGGCGGCUACUUCGAGCUCCUCAGCGAGGACGGUCGCUCCACGCGAUGCAUUGACUCUGUGCUGGAGCUGUCCCGCCGCCGUAAUGCCCGAGUCCUCGUCCGCGAGACCUUUCGCUGCCAGCAAAUGAACCGAACCAUCCAUGCCGGCGAGCUGCUGACCACCAUGAACGACAAUGGCAAGUACCUGCAGUGUCGGAACAUCAAGGACGAGAUUAUCAAUCUGCCACUCGAUACCAAAGCCAAGUUCUCGCCCAUUGCCCGCGAGGACAGCAUCAGCGGUGUGCACACCGUCAAGAAUCUCCUGCUCAAGAGGAUGCCGGUCAUAGUAAGACUCGUCCAUGGCAGUGCGCCCAAGGGCCUCAAGCAACCCUUUGUCCCCGAACUCCGCCUGCUCGGCUGCGUGGAGAUCGACAGGAUCUUCGCGCUGCCGCUGCAAAAGGACACGGAUCUGGUGCCAGUGCCACUCAAUGCCAAGAUCAAGCUGCAGCGGGCCAAGAACAUGGAGCAGCUGCAGCACUUUAUCGAGUACACACGCUUCCUGGACAAGGCCCAGCGCCUGCUGGCGGAUGCACGCGAUCGCCUCCAGAUCGUGGAUCUCAAGCUGAGCGAGAAGGAGAAGAAGGACUCCAAGUUCAGCAGCCGCAACGGCGGACGCUUGCCGGUGGUGAUGCUGCCCUCGGCGGCGGGCGUGGCCAGUGGCUUGGCGGAGAGUGGCUACGUGCUGCGCAAGAGCGCCAGCUGCGACUCCUGGUCGAAGCAGCAGCAGCAGGCGCUGAGCAGCAACGAGAUCGCCGAGGAGUACAACGAGAUCGAUCAUAUCUACGACUAUGUGCGCGGUCUGACGCCCCUCUCGAAGGGCUUGGCCCGGUUCGAGCCCAUCUGCGAGUCGCCCACGCUGCGCUCCCAUCACACGGACAGCGGCAGUGGCAACUACUGCAGCCUGAUCCGGGCUCCAGUGCAUCCCGGCCAGCAGCAGCAGCAGCAGCAGCAGGCCUCCACCUCGGGUAACAACAACUACAGCAGCCUCGAGUCGAACAAGCACAGCAGUAGUGGCGGAGGAGGAGGAGGAGGAGGUGGCCACCAUCCUGGCCAUCACCACCACCAUCACCUGGUGAACCACUACCAUCAUGGCCAUAUUCAAGAGGACAUCAAGCCGGUGCCGCCGCCCAUCGAGACGAUUCCCGGCAAGAAGCCGGCCGAGAAGCGCCAGCGUCCCACUCUACCAAAGCUUUACAUCAAGAAUGCCCACAGUGCUGGGAGCAGCAGCAAUGGCAACUCCACGGGCACCAGUCACAGUCACAGUCACAGUCACACGCACACGCAUACCCACUCGCACAGUCACAGUCACAGUCACAUCCACACCAGUCACAGUCACGGCCAGCAGCAGACGGCGCAACAGCAGCAGCCGCCAACUCCCAAUGGGAAUACAGCCAAUGCGGUGGCCAAUGCAGCGGCUGCCGCUGUGGCAGCUGCUCAUCAUGCCUCUCAUGGUUCGCAUCCGCAUCCGCACCCACAUCCGCAUCCGCAUCCGCAUCCGCAUCCCCAUCACGGCAAGGUGCUGACGCCCAACAAUCAUCUGCCGAGCAAGGAGCAGGCACUGGAGCCGCAGUCGCCGCUAUUUCACAUCAGGUACAAGAGUCUCAGCAGCCUGCAGCUGACGCCGGACAACAACAAUUGCUCCUCCGUGACGCCGCCAACGAUCUCAGCCCACGGCAAGUCAUCUGGAGCAGGAGCAGGAGUUGGAUCGGGUGCAGGACCAGGAGGCGGAGCCAAUGGAACCCCUGCCACGCCGGGCACACCACCCGAUGUGGUGCUCAAGUGCGGUAGCAUUCUUAAUGUCCACGGCUACCUGUCGACGCCGCACCCAUUGCCCCUGCCCCUGCCCCUGCCCCACAGCCGGAGUUCCAGUAGCAACAAUCAUCACAAUCCGCGAGAGGGCACCCUGGACUCAUCCCGCAGCGGCGGACGGACAUCCGGGGACUCGAACAAGCUGCCCGAGAAGAAGACCCGCCGCCUGUCCCGGCCGAGGAGUCUCUCCAACCUGGUGUGGGACCUGCGGCCGUCGAAGGAGAAGUCGAAGAAGAAGCUCUACAUCCAUCACUUUGACCAGCGGCAGCAGGCGACGCUGUAUCUGUAGGAUGGAUGUGGAUUUGACUUCAGGACGAGCAAGUGGCACCAUGAUGAUCAUGAUGACGACGAUGACGAUGACGAUGACGGAGGAGGAAGAGGAUAAUGAGGAUGAGUUGCCAACUCGUUUCUAGCUGCCAUCGACCCCCACAACAACAACAACAACUACACAACAACAAAUACAACAAACAGACAGAGAGACAACAGAGUACCAGAGGAAAACUGAAACAAAAUAAGCCACAAAUAAAGAAAAAGAAGAUCAACUUAAAUAUCCGGCACGCUGUGUGUGUUCCUGCAGCUUUCACCAUUUAGCUUGCAGCAGCAAUUUUAAUUAACAUUGAAUUGUGCCUUUCCCUGCUAUGCCCGGAAUUAUAGAGAGAGAUUAUCGAGAGAUCGAAGAAGGAUGACAAAAAUAAAAAUAUUUAAAGAGAAUAUUUUUAAUGGAUGGAUCCCCAA
Molecule: messenger RNA, 2934 nt
Organism: Drosophila serrata
Lineage: Eukaryota; Metazoa; Arthropoda; Insecta; Diptera; Drosophilidae
Gene: sano
Product: CABIT domain-containing protein serrano
Source: RefSeq, a predicted model, not a curated record